AUGGAUGCACUGAAGGCCAUCAUUGCCAAACAGAAAGCUCAAGUAACCUCCCUUUCGAAGGCAGGAGGAGGUCCAGGUGGCCGCUAUUUCAGGCAGGGAGACAUCGAGGCUCAACGUCGCCAGCAGAAGGAAAAGGAAGCGCUAGAGGCUGCCGCGAAGAAACGGCAGCAGGAGCUUCAGAGCCUCGCUGAACUUCAGGAACGUCUGAGCGCUAAGAAAUUCAGGCCCGCACCCUCCAAACAGGAGGACAAACUUUUGUAUUCAGGCUCAGCAGCGUCUGCAGAAGAUGAGCAGGAGCCUCCCAUUGCGUCGCCCGAAAUUUUCAAGCGCCUAAGAAAAUUAAAGCAGCCAGUCACUCUCUUUGGGGAGACGCCAUGGCAGCGGUACUGUCGUCUGUGUGCAUUGGAAUUACAAGUGCUGGAUGAUGAAAUGACUGAAGGGCAGCAAAAUGUCUUUCACGCGAUGCAGAGGGAAGGCGAAGACGAUGAAGAAUUUGAAGAGGAGCAGAAAUUAACAUGUUCGUUCACACAGCAUAUUAUUGAGUGGACGCGGCGUAUGCUGUCUCUUUGGGAAGAAGAACUGAAGCAGCGAUCUGAGGAGGAGAAGGCGACAGCGGACGGGCGCCACCAGCUAGCAUUGCACCGCCAAACUAAGAAGGACCUAAAGCCCCUUUUAAGGAAACUGAAACAUAAAGAAUUGGAGUCGGACAUCUGUGAGAGGCUUCAUGAGAUCGUUCAGCUGUGCAAGGAGAGGCGAUACAGGGAUGCACAUGGCUCCUUCAUGCUUCUGGCAAUCGGCAAUGCCGCGUGGCCCAUGGGCGUCACUAUGGUCGGUAUCCACGAGCGGGCUGGCCGAUCUAAGCUCAACACCUCGCAGGUUGCUCACAUUUUGAAUGACGAAACAACGAGGAAGUACAUCCAAAUGUUCAAGAGGCUCAUGUCGUUUUGCCAAAGAAAAUUCGAGGCCAACCCAUCACAAACCAUCCUGCUGUCUGUACACCACGUCUAA
This is a messenger RNA of Cyclospora cayetanensis, 1008 nucleotides long. RefSeq names its product pre-mRNA-splicing factor 18. Bases 1 to 1008 code for a protein of 335 amino acids. Gene Ontology annotation, cellular component: U2-type post-spliceosomal complex; U5 snRNP; U4/U6 x U5 tri-snRNP complex. The record is from RefSeq and is a predicted model, not a curated record. NCBI's taxonomy places the organism in Eukaryota, Apicomplexa, Conoidasida, Eucoccidiorida, Eimeriidae. The transcript has 9 exons. Gene Ontology annotation, biological process: RNA splicing; generation of catalytic spliceosome for second transesterification step.